This is a messenger RNA of Girardinichthys multiradiatus, 4207 nucleotides long. RefSeq names its product inositol-trisphosphate 3-kinase Cb (gene itpkcb). Gene Ontology annotation, molecular function: inositol tetrakisphosphate kinase activity; inositol-1,4,5-trisphosphate 3-kinase activity. Gene Ontology annotation, cellular component: cytoplasm; nucleus. The transcript has 10 exons. The coding region runs from base 708 to 2762 and encodes 684 amino acids. Gene Ontology annotation, biological process: inositol phosphate biosynthetic process. The record is from RefSeq and is a predicted model, not a curated record. Lineage: Eukaryota; Metazoa; Chordata; Actinopteri; Cyprinodontiformes; Goodeidae.
GGACGCGCUGACGCACCAUUUCUACGGGGGGCAACGAAGCAAACGUUCCAAUGUUACCUGGGAAAGUCUUAUUACGCUUUCUGUGGAAAGGUUUAGUCGGAAUUGUUUUUUGAAUUUUGUCAUAACUAACAGAGAAGCCGCAAAAACAUCGUGUUGACACCGUUGCCUGUGCGAGUUAAACCUCCGUAUUCAGCGGCAGCUUUUUAAACAGCUGCUUCACGGAGCCAACAGAGGGGCAUCUGUCAGGUGCCAAGUUUUGCUAGAAGAUGAAAUCAGCAUCCCCAUGAAGCUCAUUCAUCGACAGAGGGAAGCUUUGGAUACGAUAUAACACUGAAUCAACAGAAGCAGAUGAUAUGGCUCCCAAGUCGUCACUGCCUGUGAAAACUUUACAGCGGACCUCAAGCAACUUGGAUUCUGUGCGUCUUCAUCCAGCCUCUAGGACCUUGAUUUCUAAAUGAAAUUCAAAAUGUACUUUCAUCUUAAAGGCAAACUCUGGACCACUAAGCAAUAGUCCAGUCAAUUUUCUCCUUGCCCCAGAUUUGACCAGUCCCAGGGUGAAUGAAAAGGUGUGGAUCAUCGAGAAUUUCCAAUCUUAUUACAUGGAUUUAGUGAUUAAUGGCUUACUAAAGUACUGCGCUCUGAGUUGCAGUUUUUUGAUUACACAUUGAGGGUGUGUCUGGGCCGCUGCCACCACUACGGCAUGCGGGAUGGGCCAAACGCGCUCUCAUCUGUCGCACAGCACCGCCACCCCAGGCGGGGCGAAGUGGAAAUCAAACGACACACCUCAUCGACUCAGUAUCUCUAGAUUUAGGAGCAAAAGGAAGCCACGGAGCGAGCAGCUGAGCAGGAAUCCGAUGAGAAACAAAGUACUGUCCUGUUUGGGAAGGAGAAAACGAUACUCCAGCCAAACCGAGGGGGAUUUAGGUUACGGAACCGAGACCGCUGAUGUGGCUUGUCGCGGCCAUAGAGCAGGAAAGUUGCCCAGAGACGAGACUGUAUCGGCAAGCGGGGAGUACCAGGCAGCCACUGGUGUUUUUGAGAUAUUGCCUGGUCUCGAUGAUGAUGUCGAAGCGGUCCAGCUCACCGUGAGCCGAGAGGAAAAGGCUGGUUCAUCCGAUGCGUCAUGCUUGGAAACACGGAGCGGUGAAGUUAGCUGUACGGGAUGCACGGUGCCUAGAACCGGCGUGCGUGAAGACGAUGCCUCGGAUCCCCCAGCCAGGGCCAUGGAAGAUCAGCGAAUGGAGGGAAACGAUCAAAAUCGCUUUAUGUCUGGGUUCAGGACUGAUCUGAGUUUACAACCCCUGCUUACCUCUGACCCGGACACUGAACGGACUUCGUCCUGCUCGCCCUCGGAUCAGGAUUUGGAUGGUGGGCUCUCGAUACUGAACGAUCGCAUUAAAGGUGAACUGACCCAAACUGAAUCAACCACAGGGGAUCAGAACAACGGGUUUCUACCAGAAUCUGGAAGCAUAAAGCACCCUGAUCAGAUCACCCAAAGCCCAUCAGGACAAACUUUUCCUGGAACGAUACCGAAACUAAUCAUAACAAGAGACCCGAGCCCGAGCCGCUCCCAGGGGACCACGGCCCUGCAGAGCGACCAGACCCCCUGUUUGGAUCAUCAGGCAGAUGACGAGUCCCCCUGCUCCGACAGCGGCUGCGGUGGCUCCCCUGCUCUGAUGCGCUCCCCCAGGAAGCUUUCCACCUCCUCAUCCAUAGGCCUGUCCUCAGCCUCCUCCUUUGAGGAGUCCGAGGACGACUUCACCGGCAGCGACAUUGAAUCCAGCCUGUCCCCGGCCCGGUCUCUGUGCAGCGCAGGAGAGGCUACAGGGACUAAAUCCUGGACCAAGUUGAAAAGCAUGGUUCACUGGUCUCCUUUAGCCUUUACGCUGAAGAGUCGAAGCUCAUGGGUGCAGCUAGCUGGCCAUGCAGGCAACUUCCAGGCCAAAGAGGGCGGCCGGCUGUUGAAGCGAUACUGCGAGUGUGAGCAGCAGUGUCUGAAUAAGCUAAUGACGGACUCUCUGCGUCCCUAUGUGCCUGGGUAUUAUGGCGUGGUGCAGAAGGACGAGCAGGACUAUAACCUCAUGGACGACCUGCUGGUUGGCUUUGACUCACCUUCCAUAAUGGACUGCAAGAUGGGCAGCAGGACUUAUUUGGAAGAGGAGCUGAUGAAAGCAAGAGAGCGCCCCCGUCUGCGAAAAGACAUGUAUGAAAAGAUGGUUUCUGUGGACCCCGGGGCCCCCACCGAAGAGGAGCGGGCUCAGCAGGGCGUCCUGAAACCUCGGUACAUGCAAUGGAGAGAGACGCUGAGCUCCACCGCUACGCUUGGCUUCCGCAUCGAGGGCAUUAAGAAAGCUGAUGGAACGUGUAACACCAACUUUAAGAAGACGAAGCAAAGAGAGCAGGUGAUGAAGGCCUUGGAUGACUUUGUUGACGGCAACGUUCAGAUCCUGAAACUUUACCUGAAGCGCCUAGAAGAACUGCGCUCUGUUCUUGAGAAGUCACACUUCUUCAAGACACAUGAGGUUGUGGGCAGUUCUCUUCUGUUCGUGCACGACGCAUCUGGAAAAGCCAGCGUCUGGAUGAUCGACUUUGGGAAGAUGGUUCCCCUGCCGCCCCCCAUGAUGUUGGACCACAGGACUCCCUGGGUUGAGGGCAACAGGGAGGAUGGUUACCUGUGGGGAAUGGACAACCUCAUCGACAUCCUCAGCAGCAUGCUGCCUCAGACACCUUGUGAAGUAGAUAGAAACUCGGAGGAGGCGUGAUGUGACCCAGUUUAAUCUUCUUUUUUAAUUUUGCCAUCAUCAAAGUGUCUUAAUCCACUCGUGUGAAAAGCAGGACAAAGUGGAACAUGCCUAAAGACUUUUGACAGGGCAGACAACCUGAGCACAAGCAAAAGGUCGAGAAACAUGCAAGACUUCUCACAUUGACUUCUUUUCUGAAAAUACUUCAAACUAAUCAAAAUGUUUUUAUUUACUUCUGUCCUCUGACACACUAGUGCUCUUCCCUUCCUCAACAGCACCCUCUGCUGGAUGUAGUUGCACACAAUAAGUCUUACAUCCAUGAACUUGAUCUUUCAGAGCUCCAAGUGCAUAGGAUCUUUUUUUUACUUUGUUUUUUUAAUUAUGUUUAAGCACACAGCAACACUAAAACACUGGUGAGACCCAGUGUUAACUAACUCAGUAUGUAAAUAGCUUAAUUUAAUCAAUUUGUUUGGCCUUGGGAUAACCUUCCUAAUAUUUUUAAAGUAUCGAACGGUUUUUAUAAGUGAUCAUUCCAGUGCAAAGGAGUCUCCCCAAACGGUUCACCCAAGUAUAAAUUGGCUGGCGUCUAAUCUCAAGUUUUGCCUUCAUUAGAAACUGUUCUGUUCAGUAGUUUUUGUUUGAUACAAUGCAGUGAUUUAUUUUUUUGUUUUUUGUUUUUAAACGUACAGUAAGCAGCUUGGCCGAGCUAGGUUUCUUUGGAAAAUGUUGCACUGUGGAUCCUCAAAAAGCCAUCGAACAAAGCAAGCAGUGCCUCUGUGUGUUUGUGAGCGUGUGUGACGUUUUUACAGUUAAACAUGAAUUGGAUUUUCUCUAAUCAGCUUUGCUUCGGGGUUUAUACAGCAAACCAGUGGGUGAAAUGUAACUAGAAGUAAAAUGUGUUUUUAGAUGAUUCACAAGAACAAAAGACUGGACAAUCUUUUAAUCUAUUUAAGAUUAAAGAAUUAUUUAAAUAAGAUGACCUUUUAACAUGAGAUGUUUUAAGCCACUUUUGGGUGCGCUAAACUGGAUAACUGGGUUUGAUCUUAAUAUUCAGCACACGGUUUACAAGGAAACGAUGCUGGUAGCAGUGCUAAUCAGUAUAUUUGUCCCUUCCUGAGUUGGUUUUGGAAACUGACCAGCAGCUCUGUCAGGGAGUUCAUGAGCAAUGCUGUGUAAAAUAAAUUCAGCAAAUCUGAUUUUUCAUCUCUAAAUGCUUAUAAUAGGUGGAAAUUGAGUAUUAAUGUUUACAAAGUAUUAUCAGCCCACAAAUUCUCUGUAUUUCUAAUGUGGGAAAAUAAUCAGGUUCUCAAACUGGGUGCUGCUUUCCAAGAAAGAAAACUGGAUUUGAACCAUGUGUUUAUUUUUGUUUAUUUUUUAAAGGCCGUACGUUAAGCAAAGAUGGUUGAAAAUUGUUAAUUAAUCCCUGCUUUGUCCAUGUUAUGGAUUGCAAUAAACUGAAAAUAAGA